GCGAACCGAACCAAGAAGAAAAUGUAACAUUGUAACAAAUUCCCUGUUUCGGAACAAUGCAAACAAUCUACAGGUCCGACAACACUAGUGUGCAUCGGCGGACAGUAAUACUGUAAAGUAAUAAUAGAUCAUUAGAAAUAAAUUAAAAUAAAGAAGCGGGCCAAAUCAAAAGAGAAAGUCACGGGCCUCACGGCCAAUGUAUUCAUUGGUCCUGAUGUUGCGCCUUGUUGCACGUGAUGAAAAUGAUUAAAAACUACCACGCCUACCACGAUUUGAAUGGUUUCACUUUCUUUUAUCUAGCACCUUAUUCCUGUUUGCAUAGUUUCGCUUUCCUUCCUGAACAUUCUUUUAGUGAAGAACAGCCUGUGUCUUCAUUCUAUCAUCAUCUCUAACAGUUUGGGGCUUGUCCUAAGAAAUCUCUGCCUGUAGACCAAAAGGAGGGGUGCCAAAACCACCGACUUUGCUCUUGAAAUGGGUGGAGCAAAUGGAAAACAGUGGGUAAUGCUUGUGGCUGGUUCAAAGACAUGGAACAAUUACAGGCACCAGGCUGAUGUGUGUCACGCCUAUCAGAUAGUACAUCAGAACGGGAUUCCUGACGAGCAGAUCGUGGUGAUGAUGUAUGAUGACAUUGCUUAUAAUAAGAAAAACCCUUAUCCUGGAAGCAUAAUUAAUAAACCAAACGGACCGAAUGUGUAUCCAGGGGUUCCAAAAGACUACACUGGAGAGGAUGUAACACCUGGAAACUUCCUGGCUGCUCUCAGAGGAGACAGCUCUGCUGUGAAAAAGACCAAGCCAAAAGUCAUUACAAGUGGAGGGAAGGACACAAUAUUCAUCUAUCUGUCAGAUCAUGGAGGUUCAAGCAGGUUUAGUUUUCCUAACAGCACUAUGGUGAUAUACAUGGAAUCCUGUCGAUCCGGAUCGAUGUUCACCAAACUCCCCGACAACGUUCAUGGUAAGAAGGGGAAUUAUAUUAAACUAUGA
This is a messenger RNA of Sinocyclocheilus rhinocerous, 981 nucleotides long. Its product is annotated as legumain-like. NCBI's taxonomy places the organism in Eukaryota, Metazoa, Chordata, Actinopteri, Cypriniformes, Cyprinidae. The record is from RefSeq and is a predicted model, not a curated record. Gene Ontology annotation, biological process: vacuolar protein processing. Bases 472 to 981 code for a protein of 169 amino acids. The transcript is spliced from 7 exons. Gene Ontology annotation, molecular function: cysteine-type endopeptidase activity.